GGUUACCAAGGUUAUCAUAAUUUUACAUUUAUCGCUCCAAAAUGUCGCCAAACAAAUUUCUUGCCAAAAAGGACUAAUACUAAAGCUGUGCCAGAAUAAGAAUGUAGAAUUUAGCUGUCAAUAUAUUAGAAUUGCAAAGUGUAAUUGACAAUAAUGUUUUAUAGGCAGUAAAAACUAUAGAUUUCGGCUAGUAAAAAAAAAUAAUAUGAAUUUCUUUUCCUUUGCGCAUCAUUUACUUUGCGAUAUUAUUAUUAUUAUUGUUGUUUAUGUAUGCUUUGAAAAAUAUUUAGUAAGCAAAAUUUAAAAUAUUUUUUAUUUUCUUAAAAACUUUUCAUUUUAUUAAAAAGAAUUCUCUCCGGUCAACACUUUCCAAGCAUUCGGCCCGAAUGCAGUCUGAGUUUGAGACCGCUGAUUUAACUAAUGUUGAGCAAGCCCAUGGUGCAGAAUUCAAAGUGCAUAAAGCUAUAUUGUGGGCGAGGUGGCCUGAACUGGCCAAAAAACUCAUGGAACAAAAGUCUUCCGAACAAGAUUUCGACAUUGCGUCGGACGUUCUGGAAGCCAUGAUCAAAUAUGUUUACACUGGAAAAUUAAAUUUUAGCGGAUGUGUGUUGAGUUUCGAGGAGGUCUAUACCACUGCAACAAAAUAUGGACUCCACAUUCUCAGCCCUACACCUGGUAGCAUAAAAACAUCUGAAACUCACAUUAAUACUGAAAAAAUUUCCUUUGUGUGGCCAAUAGAGAAUUUCUCCAGCCUGCCCGUUAACACAGAGUUGCAUCACGAACUUAAGGUAGAUAUCCGAGAAUUUAAUAAGUGGAGUUUAAUAGUACACAUCAGCGAAAAAACGGAAACUGAUCAGAUUUUUGAUAUUUUCUUUUGCAAAAUACCUGAUCGUAAACUCAAACCAAUUUUCGUGAGAACCAAGAUAUCCUUCGAUGAUGAUAAUUCUUCUGAAAAUGAACAUUUGUUCGUAAAGGAUGAAAAUUGGAAAUGUGCUGAGUUUUCGCGGAAUAUAUCUACAGAUUCAGAUGAUAUAUUGUUACUCAGAUGCGAAUUUAAAUUAUCCGAUGGCAAUUUUUCUUCUGAGACUCUGGAAACUUCUUGCAUCUUUUCAACUUCGAUCGGAGAGAGUAAUUUAAACAGAAGCGUUCAAAAUAUUAAUGAAAGUGGAGCAUUAUCUGACGUUACUAUAAUAGCUGGUUCGAGAAGAUUUUCCGUGCACAAAUUUAUUCUAUGUUCACAGUCUUCGGUGUUUUUCAGAAUGUUCGAAACCAAAAUGACAGAAUCGACAAACGACCAGGUUGAGAUAUCUGAUGUGGAUCCUGAUAUUAUACAUGAAAUGCUUCUUUUUCUGUAUACAGGAAAUGUGGAAAACUAUGCGCAGAAACAGCUAUGCAGCUUUAUGCAGUAGCUGAUAAGUACGAUGUUUCUGCUCUCAAAAAUGUGUGCUCGUCCUUUCUCAAAUCCAGUAUUACUGUCAAAAAUGUGUGCAAAAUUCUCCAGUUAGCUGAUUUGCAUUGCGAUGAAAAUUUGUACCAAAGUGCCUUAAAAUUUUUUUCUGAUCAUCUGCAGGAAAUUUAUUCAAUCGAUGAAUGGAAAGAGAGGUCCAACAACAAUUUUUGUGUGAAACUUCUGCAAGAUGUGAUAACCCACAAAAUGAUUUACGUACGUUUUCGUAAUUUCGUUAGCAAUUAUAAAAGUUAAAAUCCCGUAAGAUUUGUAUGUGUUUUGUAAUUAUUAUAAUUCUUAAAAUAUGUUUUAUGAUUUUUCCAGUUUAAUGAUGUGAAAUAUUUUAAUACUUCAAGAGGUAAAAUUUUUUCUUGAACUUACACCAGUAAAAAUUUAUUUUAUUUUCUUCAGUAUGAAAAAUCAAAAUGCAAAGAAGUUUAUACUCCUGUAAUUCUGGUUUAUGAUUAUCAUCCACUUUCCUAAUUUUCAUAGCAUGUUUCAAAGACAAAUAGCACUUUUAAUGAGCUGCAACGUUUUCUAAUCUGUAACUUAGCUAUAAUACAAUGUUCCUAAAUUUUAAUAA
This is a messenger RNA of Stegodyphus dumicola, 2030 nucleotides long. RefSeq lists its product as uncharacterized. Gene Ontology annotation, molecular function: protein binding. The record is from RefSeq and is a predicted model, not a curated record. NCBI's taxonomy places the organism in Eukaryota, Metazoa, Arthropoda, Arachnida, Araneae, Eresidae.